Messenger RNA from Paramecium octaurelia, 2707 nucleotides. Lineage: Eukaryota; Ciliophora; Oligohymenophorea; Peniculida; Parameciidae. The record is from the annotation of a GenBank genome assembly.
AUGAAAAAUUAUUAAUCUUAACCCAUGUAAUCUAGUGGAAGAGGUAGUUUACAAGAGAAUCCAUAAUCAAUGGAUUUUAAGCCAAAAAAGAGCAAUAGCAAAAUUAUGAAGACUGAGAGCACAACUACUACUGCCAAAAAUCCAAAAUAAGAUUUAUUAGAGUACUUUAAAAAGGAGAGGAAUACUAUUACUUAGGUUACUAAUAAUAUCAAGACGUAAUUGUAAUAAAGCAGAAGCAUCGACAAUUUAAAUAGCCAGAAAAGUGAACGCUUAAAAAUAUCAAAUGUACUUCUUUUCUAUAUUUUAGCGACUCCAAACAGAGGAAGGCAACUUAAAUAAGAAAUCCCUUUUAAAAGGGAAGAAUCUCUCUCUUGCCACUCUACAAAUUGAUACUAAACUUUAAAAAAAUACUAUCAAAUAUAAUAAACUGAUUCAGAUGCCAUAAACCACCAAUAAAUAACCAAAAUCUACUGUAGACCAAUACUUUCAAGAUCUUUAAAUUAAAAGUGCAAAGGAUUAGAAUAAUUUUUAACCAAUUGAUUAUUAGCAAUACUUUACGAUGAGAUAAAAUAAGUAAUCUUUACUGUAAGAUUCUUAAACAUUGAAGUACUCAAUUGAAUAGAUUCUAAAUAAAAAUAAGAACUAAUUCCAUAGAAAUAAUACUGAAGUGAGAUCCACAAAUCAAUCAACAUAACAAAGAAGUGAUUCAUUGAAAAAGAAUCUUAGAGAAGAAUCAAAUCAUUAUGAUCCACAAAAGUAAUUAAAAAUCAUUUUAGUUUACAAAGGAUAAAAGUAAUAACUUAUUUAAUUCAUUAGAUAUCAUUAUCACUAUAAUUUCAUAGGUUAGACUACUGACAACUUAUACAAUUAUUUGAUUUAAUAAAUUGCCUGUAUUGAAAAGUCAUUCAUGAAACAAGGAGGAGGAACAGGAUCAACUGAAGAAUUCCAGAUUUAAGAAGGUUUAAAUAUAAAUUAUUCAUAGAAAUCAAUAAAAUAUGUCAAUUCUACACAACCUAAAAAAAUAUCCCUUAUGACUAUUAUCUAAGUUUGCCAAAUCUAUCUUUGAAUGUCUUCUAGGGUAUUACUCUCUAAUUACAACCCUUGAUUUCAUAGUCUCUUUAUGGCAAGAAGGUAUCAUUGAGAGACUUCACUUUGGUUAAGUGUAUUGGGGUCGGAGGAUUUUCAAGAGUAUAUUUAGUAAGGAAAAGAGACAAUGGCAAAUUUUAUGCUUUAAAAUUGAUUGACAAAAGUUUCAUUAUGGAAAACUAAAAAGAAGUGAUAGUUUAAAAUGAAAGAGAUAUUAUGGUCAAUAUGAGUAACGAAUUUAUUACUCCUUUACAUUUUGCAUUCGAAACUAAGUAUUAUAUCGCAUUUGUAUUGGAUUAUUGUGCUGGAGGGGAACUCUUCUACCAUUUAAGAAAAUUGAAACGCUUAACUGAAGUAGAUGCAAAAUAUUACUUUGUUGAAAUAUGCAUAGGAAUGGCAUAUUUGCAUUCAAAGGAUAUAGUCUACAGAGAUAUCAAACCAGAAAACAUACUCUUAGAUUUAAAUGGACAUCUUUUGUUGAGUGAUUUUGGGUUAAGCAAACCAAAUAUGACCAAUCAAGAUUUAGCCUAUUCUUUUUGUGGGUCUCCAGAGUACAUGGCUCCAGAGAUGCUCAUGAAAACUGGUCACAAUUAUUUAGUUGAUUGUUAUUGCCUAGGUGCUCUUCUAUAUGAGUUAGUAACAGGUUUGCCACCCUUCUACUCGCAUAAUACUCAGGAAAUCUACACUUCCAUCUUAUCUGAAUAAGUGGAAUUCCCUCCUUAUGUUUAAGUUUCAGACCUUUUAAAAGAUUUAAUUUACUAGCUCUUGGAGAAGGAUCCACAAGAGAGAUUGGGAUAAUCUUAGGGGAUAGUUGAGAUCUUGAGUCAUCCUUGGUUUGCUGAUAUCAACUUUGAAGCUAUUGUUAAUAGAAAAAUCAACCCUCCUUACAGACCGGAACCUCUGAAAUACAAUUUCGAUGAAGAGGAAUUUAACAAAGGUGAUUCAGAAUUUAGGAAAUAAUAUGCAAAUAAUCUUUAAAAAGAAUAUGUGGUAUGAUUCUCAAUCAUUUAGAAUAUUGAUAAUAACCCAAAUUUUAUACUAAGAAACUUUUACUUCUCCAGAGAAGACCUUCCUCAAAAACCUGAACACAAGCCAAAUAGAUCUAAUCAUGUGAAUUUAGCAUAACUUAAUGUGGACAAUAUUCCUAAUUCCGAUAUCAAUUCCCCUGAAAGAUAAAGAGUAUUAUUAAUCUUCCUAAAAUCAUUAGUAAAUAUCUCCUCAGGAGGCUAGAAGAGUGCCCAAAUAUUCUGGUAAAUCUGAAGUUUCAGAUCUCUUAAAGAGAAAUGAAUUUUCAAAUAAAUCAGCUUCUUUAAUCCAAUCCUCCAAAAUUACUCACGCAUAUUCAAAGACUAUGUAAUAAUAGAAUUAAAAUCAGGAUAUCAAAGUAAUACUCAAACUUAUGUUUUAGAUACUCAAACAAAUUCUAGAAUCAACCAAAGGUUAAACCAGUUCAGAAAGAACUGCUACCUUGCCUGAUUAAAACACUCAUAAAAGUGAGAACAAUCGAAUCAAAACUGAAUAGUUUGCUUAAAUAGUCUAUCCUAAAACUACUACGAAUUAUUAGUUUAAUAAAAAUUCAAAUAUGUAAAAAUUAUUUGGGUCUGAAAAGAGAUAAAAAUGA